AUGUUCUCUAGACCUGGUCCUAGGAUAGACGAAAUUGAUAAAGAGAUUGACUCUGCUUUUACGUCGCCUAAUAGUUUAUCUCCCUUUCCCAGUGACAGUAGUUCACAGGCAUCUUUUCUACGUGCAGAAAAGCUCUUUUCUAGUAAGAACAGUGGACCGGUUGGGUCUUUGUCAUACUCAAAUGGUGGGUCUGGGUUUGAGCACUAUGCUUCAAUGACUUCACCAACUAGUUCGAAUGAGAAAGUCGGUGAAGAGGACGGUGGUGUUAAUGCCGUCUCGAUGCCCCAAACGCCAGUUACUUCAACUGUCAAGGAUUGCAAUGGAAAUGUGAAGAGAAAGUAUUCGAGAAAUGGUUGUACAGAGUGCAAACGGAGGCGAAUAAAAUGUGACGAAACGAAACCAACCUGUUGGCAAUGUGCGCGGCUUAAUCGUGAAUGUGUAUAUGUAUUGAAUUUGAAGAACAAGAAGAGGAAGAACAGGGAAAAGGCAAGCGGGGCAAAAACUAGUGAAAAGGAAGCAAUCAUCAAGCAAAAGUUAAGAACACUGGCCACUCCAAAGGAUACCGCUGAAGAUAUGCAGUUACUCGAACUGCCAAAUGUGAUACCUGCAGGUCAUAUGGACGGAUAUGAUGCAAAUUUGCUGAUACAGAACCUCAAUGACAUUGUUAGUAUGAAACUGAAUGAUUCCCUGUUGGAUAAUGCAGAUUUGAAAAACCUAGAACUACCGAAUUGGGACAUCCCAGAGCUAAUGCCCAGCUCUAGGUCUUCAGCAAGCCCGUUGCCCAUAUCGUUUCUUGUGCAUAAUGUUAUCACUUUUAACACCAAGUUAAGUUCUUUCAAAUUGGGCGGUGUUCACGAUGAUUAUUUGGGGGUCUUCUUCAACGAUUGUUUGGACUCCAUUGCUCCUUUCUUCCAAGGGCAAGAAAACCCGUUGCGGGAUAUCAUAUUGUCUUUUGCGCGCAAUGAAUCCUAUCUCCUGUCAGCCACCUUGGCAGUGGGGGCCUCAAUAGCGUACCGAAAAUCAAACAGCUUUGACGAUGAGAAAAAUUAUUGCGGAUAUCUGUCCCAUUGUUUGAGCCUUCUAGGUGAGCAAUUUCAAAACGAAUCCAACGUCUUGAAUAAAAUCGAACCGAUAACGCUGACGGUUAUAAUGCUCGCAUGGGAUUGUAUAAACACCAUGAAUUCUCAAUGGAGAUCCCAUCUGAAGGGCGUCACGGAUCUUUUCAAGAAGAUUAAUUCCGGUAACUCAUCUAAAGUAAUGAAUGUUGCAAAAUGCUGGUUUAAGGUAAUGGAAACUUUUGCCAGCAUAAGCACUGUUUUGGGUGGUUCAGUCACAGACGAUGAUGAUCUCGAUCUCAUUUUCAAUCCUUUCGACUAUCAAUAUGUUGAUUCAUUGAGGUUUCUCAACAUCAUGACGCCGUUGAAUAAGUUCAACCUGUUGAGAGGGCACCAGGAAGACUUUGAUCUUGUUAUCAAGGAAGUUAUUAAAGCGUUGACGUCUAUCAGAAAGUCGGAGAAAUACUAUCUCACAAAAGAGGAGGAUAUUUUUACUAAAAACCUCGACUAUCUGUUAUGGUCUCCGCAGACCGACCCAGACAAGUCCACUGAACCAGUAAGCUACUUCAACACACAAAAGAUACUGGUGCAGAUAGAUCAACAGCUGGAUUAUCAAUUCAUUGACAAGUCCGGCAUAAUUCCACCCGAUAGCCAGUCGCAUCCAAAUAAUAGCAACAUACAGGACAACGCUAUCGAUUUGGUGACCUUGAGGAGUGGAGAGACAAUUGCGAUUAGCUGGUAUGAUAUCUCACACCAGACACAAGUACUUUCUUUUCUGCUUAUCGUCCUGUUAAAAUUGCUGGGUAUACCGAAGGAAUCUAUCACCAUCCAACAAGUGGUAAAGAAGAUACUCGGUUUUUUCAAAUUUCUCGAUAGUGAUUCUCCGCCAGCAAACUCAAGAACAUGUUAUAGUAACUUCGCCGUCCUAAUUGCUGGCCUAAAUGCUAUGGACGAAGAAACCAGAAAUAUUGUUAGGAGCUACUAUAAAUUGAACGGUGGGAGAUUUCAAAGAUUAACAGAGCAUAACCUGAAUAGACUUGAAAAGGUCUGGUACGGGAAGGACAGCAAGUAUAGAAUGUCAGACCAAGAUGUCUUGACAUGGUAG
Messenger RNA from Torulaspora globosa, 2160 nucleotides. It is a transcript of the gene LYS14, whose product is annotated as Lys14p. Gene Ontology annotation, molecular function: DNA-binding transcription factor activity, RNA polymerase II-specific; transcription cis-regulatory region binding; zinc ion binding. Lineage: Eukaryota; Fungi; Ascomycota; Saccharomycetes; Saccharomycetales; Saccharomycetaceae. Gene Ontology annotation, biological process: positive regulation of transcription by RNA polymerase II. The coding region runs from base 1 to 2160 and encodes 719 amino acids. The transcript has a single exon. The record is from RefSeq and is a predicted model, not a curated record. Gene Ontology annotation, cellular component: nucleus.